AUGCGCAUGCGGUGUCGGAUGAGGAAAUGGGUAUUGUGAUAGAAUGUGAUAUACUUCAGAAAAUGUUUGUUUCACUUCGGUUUUCUCGUUUGCUGUUUGUUAAUCUCUGCUGUCGAAGUUUCAUUCUUGUGGUAUCUAUCAUUUGUUUUACACUAGUGUAUCCGCUUUUUUGUCAACACAGCUUGUUUGAUUAUCGUUGUUCACACAACGACUACGAGCAUUUGUAAGUACCUCCCCCCACAUAUGAUUUUUUUCAGACCCGCCACGUCACAUAUUCUCGUACUUGUAAGUACCUCUCCCCACAUAUGAUUUUUUUCAGACCCGCCACGUCACAUAUUCUCGUACAACGUUCGCCUAACGAACGUCUCCACCGAUACUACCUACCGCGUCAUCGGCCGCUCACUGGUCUUCCAGAAUGCUGAGGGCAGUGUUACAGGUGUAGUUAGAGCCAAAACAAAGGAAGCUCAAGGAGUCGUUGGGCACACACCAGUGAUCGCGCCAGGGGAGCAGUUCUUGUAUGGUUCGGGGACAACGCUCAAUACGAAGACGGGCACCAUGGUUGGCACGUUUCAUGUUAUCGUUAUGGCGCUUCCUUGGAGAUGUGCUUGAAAUCUAUAUAUUUAGCACGAGCUAGAAACUUCUUCGAAGUACUCAACAUAGUACUAUGAAUGAAUAAGCAGCAGACAUUGCUCCUGUAGUUGGUAGAGCUAGAGACUAGACGUAGUGUUGUCGUGGGCGGUGCAAGUCACAUUAUCUCAGCUCCUUCUUACAUCUCUGUCUGCAUCGAGAUGUAAGAAGGAGCUGAGAUAAUGUUCUCAUUUUCUCCGUCGUGGCUUUCCCCCUGACGGCUUUUUCCUCUUUCAUACCGGAAGACGGACUGCGAUCUGAGGAAUUUGAGUCACGUCCAUUGUCUGAACGCUGUACGUUUUUCGAGCACCUGAUCCGAGCAGGCAAGGUCGGCGCAAAUUUUAGAGCCGCAUUCCCAGUCACGAGGUGCGACGCCAACGUGUUGAGCCUGGAUCUGCCGCUUCUAAUGGCUCGCAACGCCGAUGAAGACUUGCAUCGAGAUGAGCUACGAGAACAACAGGCGCGAAAUAGCUUGAAGGAUAUGGCGAUCAAGAGAAAGACUAGCAACAGAGACGACGUUAGCACAGCCUUGGGACAUCAUGAUGCAGGAGACCACGCUCUUGGAGGCACUCCUACUAGUGGCGCUUCUACUUCCACAUCCUCUUCCCAUGAAAAAAAGAAAUCAGCGUCUAAGAGACGGCCAUCGCCAGCUAUCAACAGCGUCCUUGCAGAGGAACAGGAACUAAGGACUUCCGCAACCCGUAGAAGUAGUAAUCUUGGCGGGGGUGAUGUGAAGGGAAACAACGACACUGAUGUUGAUGCUGGGGGUAAUCACGACGAUAGGAAAUGCCCGAAAAAAGACGACUAAUGAGCUUGUUUCUGGGCACAACAUCAAAAGCACUCCCUUUUCCUCCAUUGCCUCCCCUCUCCCUUACUGUUUUGACUCUUCCUGUAUAAAAGAAAUUGAAAUGUAGUCCUCCCCUAUUUCUCUGACAAAAACGAGGAAACGGACAUGUAUAGAAAAAGUUGCGAAUCAGCUCGCUUGAAUAGGAAUAGUCCAUACCAUACUGAGUGUAAAAACUGUACAGGUUGAUGGUAUAAUCUAGUGAAAAUGAAGUGAACAUGUAUAAAAAAACACGCCAUCGCGUCAUUCUUUGGUCGACGUUGAUGUGGUAUUACAAAAAUGUAAGAUACAUAUUAUCUAAAUAUUUGGUAGAAUCAGCAUGGUGAUGCGGGAUUCGAGACGUAACGAGCUCAUCCUCGUGGUUGCUUGAUGGAAAAGGGAUACACAUACUAGGUCACGCACGUAGAAUCGUAGAUUUUCAAAAAACCUCAUGUCUUGAAUGACCAGUGCCUAUCGCCAACGGGAAGCCAGCCUACUUAGGUCUUACGCCAUAGAAAUGAGCAUCAAUGUCAACAUAGCUGAAGCUAUCACAUGAGCAAUGUUAGACAGCACGCCCUCAUCUUUUCUACUAUGUGCAGAUUCCCCUUUUGAGAACCUAAAGUCCAAUGAUACAACAUGCUUAAGAAGAA
This is a messenger RNA of Amoebophrya sp. A25, 2100 nucleotides long. NCBI's taxonomy places the organism in Eukaryota, Dinophyceae, Syndiniales, Amoebophryaceae. The record is from the annotation of a GenBank genome assembly.